Messenger RNA from Canis lupus familiaris (dog), 2234 nucleotides. It is a transcript of the gene RBPMS, whose product is annotated as RNA binding protein, mRNA processing factor. The record is from RefSeq and is a predicted model, not a curated record. Gene Ontology annotation, molecular function: mRNA binding. NCBI's taxonomy places the organism in Eukaryota, Metazoa, Chordata, Mammalia, Carnivora, Canidae. The transcript is spliced from 16 exons. The coding region runs from base 678 to 1586 and encodes 302 amino acids.
GAAAGGAACAGCAUGUCGUGUGAGAGAAUUCCUGGGCGUGGGAAGUGAGGGAGAAUCUUCUGAUAGAGGCCCUUUUAAAUUUAUGUGUUUAUGAUACAGGAAUGGAGAAGCUCUCUAUGGCCCCGGGAAAAUGGAAAUUUCCUUAAUAAUAAUGCUAGUUUCCCUGUUCUGUAAACUUACACCGGGCAGGAAUGAGUGCUGGGUGCUCUAGCUCUACCAACCUAUAAUCUCCUCUAAUUACAACCCCCCUGGGAGGUAACUAUAACUACUCCCAUUUCGCAGGGGCUUUGACCCUCCGAAGAUCAUCUGGGUUGGCCUCCAGCUCGGCUCGCCGUGAGCAACAGUCACUUAGCCAACAAGUAUUUAUUGAGUGCCUACUGUAUACCCGGUAGCGUAUUUAACUAGCCGUGGGAUUAUCAAGGUCUCCCUCCCGGUCCCGAUUGUCUCCGUCCCCGCCGGCCCGCGCCUCGCCCUGCCCCGUGUCUCCCGCGCACUUCCUGGGUCGCCUCGCCUCGCCUCGCCGCGGAGCCCGAGCCGCCGCUGCCCCGGCUCCAGCCCCCGCAGCCCGCGGCGCCCGCCCGAGGGAGCCCCGGCGCCCGGGGAAGGGACAAGCGGGCGAGCGCGCCCUCGCCCCAGCCCCGCGCCCCAGCCCUGCCCGGCGAGGAAGGACCGGGAAGAUGAACAACGGCGGCAAAGCCGAGAAGGAGAACACCCCGAGCGAGGCCAACCUUCAGGAGGAAGAGAUCGAUGCCAUCUUAUCACAGUAUUCCCAACACUCCUACCCAAAGGUAGUACUCCAGUACCAGGUCCGGACCCUAUUUGUCAGUGGUCUCCCUCUGGAUAUCAAACCUCGGGAACUCUACCUGCUUUUCAGACCAUUUAAGGGCUACGAGGGUUCUCUUAUAAAGCUCACAUCUAAGCAGCCCGUAGGUUUUGUCAGUUUUGACAGUCGUUCAGAAGCAGAAGCUGCAAAGAAUGCUUUGAAUGGCAUCCGCUUCGAUCCUGAAAUUCCGCAAACACUACGACUAGAGUUUGCUAAGGCAAACACGAAGAUGGCCAAGAACAAAUUAGUAGGGACUCCAAACCCCAGUACUCCUCUUCCCAACACUGUACCUCAGUUCAUUGCCAGAGAGCCAUACGAGCUCACAGUGCCUGCACUUUACCCCAGUAGCCCUGAAGUGUGGGCCCCGUACCCUCUGUACCCAGCGGAGUUAGCGCCUGCUCUACCUCCUCCUGCUUUCACCUAUCCCGCUUCACUGCAUGCCCAGGUUCCCAGCCCCUCACCUGCCGUGAGGCUGUGCCCCCGUCCCCUCCUUUACCACCUGUCCCAGGAAGGCAGCUCCAACUCUGCCCUUUGCUUAGUGAGCAAGUGGAUUCAGAUGCACAAAGCCAUAAGCCAUGGCGCAGAACUGGGAACCUUCAAUCAAGUGGACAAAGCAUCACUCAAUCCAUUUGUUUUGUCACUGGCCUUCCACUUUGGAAACCUAAUGAAAAAGAUGGGGCUACAGGUCCUCCUCAGCAGAAUGCGCUGGCUCCCUCCCUCCGAGGCUACUUCUCAGGGCUGGAAGUCCCGUCAGUUCUGCUGAAUACUACGUUCCAGGUGUGUGAUGGUGGCUGCAAUCUGUCUUGUGGGUAUUAAUGCAAUCUUCAGUGGUGGCUACUGUUCUCGAGCUGUUCUGCAAAACUGGAGCGUGCUGGGACUGAAAUAGCCACAUUCUGACCUUCUGUUCAGUCUGGGAACCUCUAUGGCCAUGUGGACGCAUUCUUUUCCCAUAUGCCAGGAAGCAGCUCCUGAAACGUCUGUGGCGAGAAAUACAUACACUGCCCGUGUGUCCACGGUGAGAACCCUGCUCCCAGGAGGGGUCUCUGGAGGGUCAGUUGGCUUGAAAACACCUUGCCCAGUUUUGGUCCCUUCAAGACUUUGCCACAGCCUCUAUCACACAUCUGUUUUUCUCGAAGAAAAAAUAUAAUAAAAAUGUUUUACUCUUUUACACUGUAUAAUUUUAAGAAAUAGUGUGUUAUUUGUGAACGCAUGGUCUGACAUUUCUGUACAGUUUGGAGAUAUUUUCAAACAAAACAUAAAAGAUGUCAACAAUAAACCAAGAGAGUGAGUAUUUUUAUACCAAACAUUUUAAGUAUGAGAGGAUGGAUGAUCUUACACUGGUUUGGAUCACAAUUUUUGUGCUUGACUUUUGAAUGCUUGUAAUUAAAAAUAUCUAUUUUUUCUCCUCCAA